CAUCGGGGUUUAGGUAGGGGAAUGGCGAUUUUAUUCUCUUCACAUAAUCCGAGUUAAAUCUGGUUUAAAAUCCUAUCAUCCUCUCGAAAAUUCACGAUGGGACGUGUUAUCAGGGGACAGAGAAAAGGUGCCGGCUCCGUGUUCAAAGCCCACGUGAAGCACAGAAAAGGUGCCGCUAAACUCAGACACAUUGACUUCGCAGAACGUCAUGGUUACAUCAAGGGAAUCGUAAAGGACAUUAUCCAUGACCCUGGCCGUGGUGCUCCCCUUGCCAAGGUGGCUUUCCGUGACCCCUACCGGUUCAAGAAGAGGACUGAGCUGUUCAUUGCUGCUGAGGGCAUCCACACCGGACAGUUCAUCUACUGUGGCAAGAAAGCCCAGCUGAACAUUGGUAAUGUUCUGCCUGUGGGCACCAUGCCUGAGGGAACCAUCAUCUGCUGCCUGGAGGAGAAACCUGGCGACAGGGGCAAGCUGGCCAGAGCGUCUGGGAACUACGCCACAGUCAUCUCCCACAACCCAGAGACCAAGAAGUCCAGAGUCAAGCUUCCCUCUGGCUCCAAGAAGGUCAUUGCUUCUGCUAACAGAGCUGUCGUUGGUGUGGUUGCCGGAGGUGGACGUAUUGACAAGCCCAUCCUGAAGGCCGGUCGUGCCUACCACAAGUACAAGGCCAAGAGGAACUCCUGGCCACGUGUCCGUGGUGUGGCCAUGAAUCCUGUUGAACAUCCCUUCGGUGGUGGUAACCACCAGCAUAUUGGAAAACCCUCAACUAUCAGGAGGGAUGCACCCGCUGGUCGCAAGGUCGGUCUCAUUGCUGCCCGUCGUACAGGCAGACUGCGUGGAACAAAGACGGUCACGGAGAAGGAGAACUAACUCCCUUUACAAUAAAAUGUUCCAAGGAAGCUGA
Molecule: messenger RNA, 904 nt
Organism: Oncorhynchus mykiss (rainbow trout)
Lineage: Eukaryota; Metazoa; Chordata; Actinopteri; Salmoniformes; Salmonidae
Source: RefSeq, a predicted model, not a curated record